AUGAGGUAUGUGAGACCACUGAGCUUGUUCCGUGAAUUGUUGAAGACAAAUGUAAUCAAGAAAGGGAGGUUGCUUGGAUUGGAUGUUGGUGACAAGUAUGUUGGUUUAGCUGUGUCUGACCCACUUAAUAAAAUCGCUACCCCUUUAAGUGUUUUAUUAAGGAAGAAAACUAAUAUUGAAUUGAUGGCUACUGAUUUCCAAAGUUUGAUUUCUGAACUUUCCUUGGAGGGUUUCAUUGUUGGCUACCCUUUUGACAGGCAACGAUGUGCUCCUGAUGCUGUGAAGAUGAAGCUUUUUGUUGAUGACCUAUGUAACACAGAGAAACUUGAAGGUUUAAAAUUCACAUAUUGGGAUGAGUCUUUUACGUCAAAGAAUGUGGAAUUACUAGUAAAGCCUUUGGGUUUGCAUCCAGUUCAUGCUAAAUCUAUAAUGGACAAGUUCGCUGCGGUUGGAAUACUUCAGGGGUACCUGGAUUAUGUGAACAAGAAGGUGAGGUUGGAUUCUGCAGAACAGGGUGUUUCAAGUCAAUGUAAGUGA
Molecule: messenger RNA, 537 nt
Organism: Dovyalis caffra
Lineage: Eukaryota; Viridiplantae; Streptophyta; Magnoliopsida; Malpighiales; Salicaceae
Source: the annotation of a GenBank genome assembly